Myotis daubentonii (Daubenton's bat) is the source of this 2328-nucleotide messenger RNA. It is a transcript of the gene TMEM250, whose product is annotated as transmembrane protein 250. Lineage: Eukaryota; Metazoa; Chordata; Mammalia; Chiroptera; Vespertilionidae. The record is from RefSeq and is a predicted model, not a curated record.
GGCCCUUCGGGGCGGGUGGGGACGCGGGAGCCGCCAGGCCCGCAGCCACCGUGCGUGGGUACCAUGCGGCCGCCCUGCUCCGGGAGCCCCGAGGGACCACGGAGCCCGCAGGCCGGGACGCCGGCGCGGAGAGGGCACCCGAUGUAGGCAACCUCCGACGGCGAUUCCCACGUAACCUGGAGCCACUGCCGCUUCUCUUGUCCUCGAGGCCGGUCUGCACGCCCUGCGUCCUGCGGACACACCAGCAGGCGGUGGCCGCACCUGCCAGGCAUGGCCCCCGCCUCCCCCGCCGCGGGCUCGCGGGCCUAGGUGCCCAUGACGCUGACCACCGCCUGGACGCCGCGUCGGCCGCCAGCUAGCGCCAAGGCCCCGAUGCCGGUCAUGCCCAUCCCCCGGCGGGUGCGCUCCUUCCACGGCCCGCACACCACCUGCCUGCACGCGGCCUCCGGGCCCCUGCGCACCUCCCGCCUGGCGCGCACCAAGUACAACAACUUCGACGUGUACGUGCGCGCGCGCUGGCUCUACGGCUUCAUCCGCUUCCUGCUGUACUUCAGCUGCAGCCUCUUCACCGCCGCGCUGUGGGGCGCGCUGGCCGCGCUGCUCGUCCUGCAGUACCUGGGCGUGCGCGUCCUGCUGCGCUUCCAGCUCAAGCUGUCGGCGCUGCUGCUGCUGCUGGGCCGCCGGCGCGUGGACUUCCGCCUGCUCAACGAGCUGUGGGUCUACGGCAUCCACGUGACGCUGCUGCUGGUGGGCGGCCUGGGCUGGUGCUUCAUGGUCUUCGUGGAUAUGUGAGCGCCCGCGCGCGCGGCCCGGGCCGGCUCGGUUCCCGGCCAGUGGGCCGCUGCCUGCGGCCGGCCGCUCCUUGACCAGGUAGCUCAGGGCCUGGCCUUUCACGCUACGUCCGGUAGCUGGUUCUCUGCCCCGGAGAGGAGUGGGCUGUGACUUCUGUGCAUGGACGCUGCGCCCCCCCGUCCGCUGACCCCCCUGUGCGUGCAUUCAGGGGGGCACUCACCCUUGGCCACCCCCAUGGCUCCAGCCCGCACUUUCCCAGCCCGUACUUGGGGAGCCUCUGUGUCCCGUCCCCUCCCCAGGACACAGGCGUCCCCAGUGGUGUAGGGGUGUGCUGCCCAGGAACAAGUCUGGAGGGGGCUUCCUGGACUCGCCGGGCCCCAGCCGUAGGGAAGCAUCAGGUCCAGUCACCACACUGCCACAGGGCCGCCCCGACAGCACCCUGAGAGGUGGCCAUGUUGCCUAGUGACCACCAUGGGGUCUGAGUCCGGCCAGUCUUCAGGGCCUUGUUUGUGCAGGCGCCGUCAGAUCCGUCUUCCUCCUGGGCAGGUCGGGGGUGUCAGGCCCCUUCACAUGCGGGUUUCUGGGGAGGCACCUCAAUCCCUCUCUGGCUCUGGGGGCUGCUUUUGGUCAGAACACAGAAUUGGGACGCGUGUCUGGAGCAGAUGUCGGAGGUCUCGGGCCGUGCGCUGAGUGUGCACCACGAGACGUGGGCAGACCUGCGUUUAAGGCACCACUUAGUGUCGAGGGGUGGCCCGGGGCUGGCUCUCUGGGUGAGGGGCGAGGCCGCCCCUUUGCUCCGGCCCCGGGGCGGUUAGAGCAGCUGGGGAGUGGAAAGCAAAAAUGAAUGUCCACAGGGACUGGCGGGGAAAGAACAAAGGGCCGGUCGUCCUGGGGGCUGUUUUGGUCACAGAGCCACUCCAGAGCCAGCUGCUAUCCCGACCCUUCCUCUGGCCUGCAGCGAGUGGCCACCGUGGGCCUCCUUGGCCAGUGGGCGGGCACUCUGAAUAAUUCUGCUGGGACAACAGGCAGAGUGUCCCUUUGACCCUGCCUGGCCAGGGAGGCCAGUGGCCCCAGGGGGACUGUCGGGACAGUUAUGUGCCACUGGAAGGAACCCCAAAUCAGGUAGAAAAAGCAAAAAGCACUUGGCUGUCAUCAUGCCCCUCCGUUUUGGCCGGCUCUGCUGGACGGUGGCCAGCCUGAGGUCAGUGGGAGGCUCCUGGAGGAAGGAGCUGAGGCGCUGACCCUCGGGGACCCCGCAGCGCUGCGGAGCAUCUCUUGCACUAAGUCAUGCUGUUUCCUAUAAGCUUUGUUUUGUGUUAAUUAUUCACGCUGCUCAGAUCCUUCGAAGUCCCCUGACUGAGGUCGGCGUGAGCACACCAUGGGGAAGGCAGGAGGGUCUGCGUGUGUGCCACCGUGGGUGUCUGCGCGGCAGUGCUAGGAGUUGACACGCUCAAUGAGCAGUUGCCCGGGGUCUCGAGUGCCUGUGAAAUUCUUUAUGAAACGAGCCACCUGCAUUAAACUUAUUUUUUUAAUGUG